CUCACAUUUCAUAAAAAGUGAGACAAAUUACGAGAGAACGAGAGUGAUCCAAGAACAUGAACCACACGAUGGAUGAUGAUCAAAACUUGGCUUUUAUCUCUCAAUUGUACCCCGAUGUCUACACACAGAUACUACCACAAGAAGGAGCAGUGAAGCCACCGAAGCGAAGGAGGAAGAAGAGCAAAAGAGCCGUGGCUACUGGAGACGGAAGCAACUGUUUUUUUAGGAAGAGAAAGCUUAGCGAUGAGCAAGUGAACAUGUUGGAGAUGAGUUUUGGUGAUGAGCACAAGCUUGAGUCCGAGAGGAAAGAUAAACUUGCCGCGGAGCUAGGGCUCGACCCUCGUCAAGUUGCUGUUUGGUUUCAGAACCGUCGUGCACGGUGGAAGAACAAAAGGCUCGAGGAAGAGUACAACAACCUCAAAAACUCACAUGAGAACGUCGUUGCUGACAAGUGCCGACUUGAGUCAGAGCUUCUUCAGCUCAAGGAACAACUCUAUGAUGCAGAGAGGGAAAUUCAAAGAUUGGCAGAAAGAGUAGAAAGAGGCGCGAGCAACAGUCCCAUUUCUUCUUCAGUUUCUGUCGAAGCUAACGAAACACCAUUUUUCGGAGAUUAUAACGUCGGAGACGACGGUGAUGACUAUAACCUCUUUUAUCCGGUGCCAGAAAACACCUACAUAGACGGAGUAGAAUGGGCAAAUAUAUACAUAUAAAAUUAAUAGCUUAAUGUAAUAUUUUUAAUUGUAUUAAGUAGUGCCCUGAUUUAGGGAGUAGUAUUUUUUUAAGUAAACUAGCUAGUGCCUAGUAGAAUAUGUAACUGCUGAAUUUCUAGUGUACAAACAAAUAUAACGAC
This is a messenger RNA of Brassica oleracea var. oleracea, 850 nucleotides long. Its product is annotated as homeobox-leucine zipper protein ATHB-40-like. Bases 57 to 710 code for a protein of 217 amino acids. Gene Ontology annotation, molecular function: DNA-binding transcription factor activity, RNA polymerase II-specific; sequence-specific DNA binding. The record is from RefSeq and is a predicted model, not a curated record. Gene Ontology annotation, cellular component: nucleus. Lineage: Eukaryota; Viridiplantae; Streptophyta; Magnoliopsida; Brassicales; Brassicaceae. The transcript has 3 exons. Gene Ontology annotation, biological process: positive regulation of DNA-templated transcription.